CUCUGCCCCAAAUUUCCCUCGACGCUGCAGCACAGCACACAGUCACCCACCAAGUGCCGGCGCUUGACAGCUGCCCACCCGACCAAUUGCUGCGACCGUGAAUUUUAAGCUACGCCGCCGUCCCAUCCGUAGACGCCAUCGCGCGCACGCAUCACGCCCACUCGCCCCAUUCUGCGCAGUGUACUUUUAUUUGGCUGGCAACUGCAACAACCCGAUUUAUUAUUUCUUUUUUCGUUCCUCUUUCCUCACACAUCUGCGAGCAUCGGUGGCUGCCUGCUGUAUUUUUUUUGUUGCAACAUCUAUUCUCUAUUCGACUUAAAGAACACACAUACAACCGUCCAAACCACCAGUAUUAUCACCAACCUUACUUAUAAUACAAACGCCACCAUCGCGCUCCGACACUUUCCACUCACCACCUACUUCAAUCAUUCUCGUCAUGAAUAUAUAAUUGACGAAUCACUUUACCGAAAUACGCCAUGGCUUCUAGAUUGGAUCGUCUCGUGACGAUCCUCGAGACUGGAAGUACAAGGCUAAUCCGCGACACUGCCGUCAAUCAGCUGGCCGAUUGGCAAAAGCAGCAUCCCGACGAGCUCUUCAACCUAUUAUCACGAGUUGUCCCCUAUCUGCGUCACAAAGACUGGGAAACAAGAUCAACAGCUGCCAAGGCUAUAGGCAAAAUCAUUGAGAAUGCGCCACUCUACGAACCUAAUGCAGAAGAUGAAUCGCUUGCUCCGAAAAAAGAGGAGGAGUCUACCGACGCUGGGCUCGUAAAGAAGGAAGAAGCUGAUGUCAAACCUCCCGAAGAUAUAUCGGAAAUCUCACUCUUUACCUUCAAGGCUCUCGACAUCGAAUCAAUCCUCAAAUACGGUCGUGAGCUUCUUCGUGGUGGCAGCCGUGAGUUCAACCUUUCGGCCCUAGAACCACAAGCUCGUCUCGAGUAUCAGCGCAAGACAUUACCCCUCCGCCUGGGUCUCCUUGGCCGAAAAGCAGAAGAUGAGGAGCUGGCUGUUCCAGUUGACGCAGAGUCAACGCAACUUACAAACACCGAAUCUACAAAUGGCAAUGGCAUCAAACGAAGCGACAGCGUCGCCACUGCCAGUCAGGGUGGUGAAGAGAACCAAUCCCAGCUAAGCUCAAGACAGCUAAACGUUCUUAAGCGCAAACGCAAGCGAGAAGCUAUGAAAGCAUCACAGGGAAAGAGCAGUUUCGGCGAUCUCUCUCUUCGUCGAUCCACAACAGCAGGCUCCGAAGCAAUUGCCGACGAUACUCAAAUGACUGAAGAAAACGAAAAGCCAAGUGGGAAAAUGGACGAAUACUUCAACUUGGAACGCCCAGCUGAUGUCGAAGAAGACGCCAAAGUUGUUAGCGAGUUCAAGGGACCCAUUGUCCCCAUCAAAUCCGAAAUCGAAGCCGAAGAAUCACUCGAAGGCCUCCAAUGGCCUUACGAACGACUAUGUGAAUUUCUAAAGUCGGACCUUUUUGAUCCUUCGUGGGAUACCCGCCAUGGCGCAGCUAUGGGCUUGCGAGAAAUCAUUCGUGUUCACGGCGCUGGUGCUGGCCGAGCUUUCGGAAAAUCUGUAGAAGACAAUGAUGCUGCCAAUAAGGCGUGGCUGGAAGACCUCUCUUGCCGCCUCUGCUUGGUGUUGAUGUUAGAUCGUUUCACCGAUUACAGUUCCGAUACCUCUGUCGCCCCCAUCCGUGAAACCAUAGGUCAAACCCUUGGUUCAACACUCAAGCAUGUAUCUGAAGGGUCAGUUUACGACAUCUACCGCGUGCUCUACCGGAUGGUGAUGCAAGACGAUCUUAACCUAGAACGUCCUAUCUGGGCUGUUUGCCACGGUGGCAUGGUCGGCCUUCGAUAUGUCGUCGCCGUUAGGAAGGAUCUCCUGCUUAAGGAUAGCGACAUGAUUGAUGGUGUUAUCAAAGCUGUAAUGAAGGGACUGGGUGAUAUGGACGAUGAUGUUCGCUCAGUAAGCGCCGCAACUCUCAUCCCCAUGGCCAAAGAAUUCGUCAGCAUGCGACCAGGAUCAUUAGAUGAGCUUACGAGCAUCGUGUGGGAGAGUUUGUCAAACCUCGGUGAUGAUCUUAGUGCUAGCACUGGUCGCAUUAUGGAUCUGUUGGCCACGCUCUGUGGAUUCCCUGAAGUGCUCGAGGCUAUGAAGAAGUCUGCCCAAGAAGACGAGGAGCGAUCCUUUACCUUGUUGGUACCGCGCCUAUACCCUUUCCUCCGACACACUAUCACCUCUGUGCGUCUUGCGGUUCUCAAGGCUCUACUUACCUUUGCCAAGUUGGCCGACGAAUCUUCGCAGGGCUGGCUUAAUGGCCGAGUAUUAAGAUUGGUGUUCCAGAACAUUCUGGUUGAGAGAGAUAAGGAUACGCUUGAUACCUCGCUGGAGCUAUGGACCGCGCUUGUGCUGAACCUAUCAAAAUCGCCAGAGACUUUGGCCGACGAGUUUGGUCCUCAUAUCGACCCUCUUAUGCAGUUGACCUUGCACCCUAUCGGUGUUUCCCGUUAUCCUCUUCCCAUGAACGCCACAUUAUUCCAGAAACCGUCUGGUGGCACAUAUGUUAAUUCCACUGCCGUUGCGCGCCAAGUUUCUCCGGAAACCACUGACCGAGCCCCGAAGAGGAGACGCAAAUCAGCUAAAACGGAAGAACCCGUAUCGUCGGGUAUGACGCACGAUGUUGAUGGUCAUAUGAUUCAAGGUGACGUCGACCUUGUUACGAUGGAAGUGCUGCUAAGAUCACGCGUCUCUGCUGCUCGUGCCAUGGGUCUCAUUAUGGGUCAUGUUCCUAGCGCCAAAUUGGAUGACUUUGACGCCUUCCUGGUGCCUGGAUUGACCUCUGCUUUCUCCUCUACUCAGUUGACAGCAUGCUUGGUCAUCGAUGAGUUUUCCAAGGUGUGCAAAUCUGAGACCGAUUCCUCACGAUAUGUCGAGCAGGUGCAACGCAUCAUUGAUCUCGAUCGGCCUUCUUGGUACCGAGAUCUGGUUACCUACAUGCAGCGUGUACGCACGCAAUGCCAGCAACUCGUCAACAUGUUCCGUGACCACGGCAAAGUGUCACCUAACAAGCUCCCUCUCUUGCCCGUUGUGGUACAGGGCGAAGCUGAAGCUGGGCCGAGUGCCUUUUCGCUGGCAACCGCUGAUAAAUGCGUUGCAGAUGACUACGAUCGCCUUAAAAAGAUCAUGUCACCUGGCCAGCGUCUUAUUGCUAGCCAGCAGCUCGCCGAAGCCAGGGAAGUGGCACUUGCCGCCAUCGAAGAAGCCAAGUCAUUCAAGGACGCCCGAGACAUCAGAAUUAAAGCUGGUGCUGCAUCUGCUAUGGUAGCAAUCAAGAUGCUCCCGAAGAAGCCAUCGCCAUUGAUCAAGGGUAUCAUGGACUCGGUCAAGACUGAAGAAUCGCAAAUUCUCCAAAGCCGCUCAUCCGACACCAUCGCUAGACUUGUCCAACUAUUUACAGAAAAGGGCCGAAAGGGACCUGCGGAUAAGGUGGUUUCCAACUUGGUCAAGUUUACUUGUGUGGAAGUCGCUGAAACUCCCGAAUUCCCAGUCCACGCGGCAAAGACAGACUGCGUUCUGUCUAUGCAGAAAGAAGAAGACCGUGUGGACCAUGCUGACGCUGCCAAAUGGGCAAAAGAAUCGAAAGCAGCAAGAAUUACAAGACGAGGUGCAAAGGAGGCUCUCGAAAUCUUGUCGUACAUUUACGGCGAUGCUUUGCUCGAGACCGUACCAAGUCUACAAGAGUACAUGGAACAGCCUCUUGUUAAGGCCUUUACAGACACCUUGCCCGCUGAAGCUAAGGAUCCUGAAAAUACGCUGGGCCAAGAGAUUGUUGACGCAUUGUCUGUUAUUAGGACCAUGACUCCAACGUUGGACAAGAAGCUACAUCCUUUCGUCAUGAAAAUGUUGCCGCUCGUCAUCAAAGCGCUACAUUCCGAACUCUCAGUCUUCCGCUACAUGGCCGCGAAGUGUCUGGCCACGAUCUGCAGCGUCAUUACAGUUGAAGGUAUGACAGCUCUUGUUGAGAAAGUCCUACCAUCUAUCAGCAACCCUGUCGAUUUGCAUUUCCGACAAGGUGUUACAGAGGCGAUCUACCAUCUCAUCGCCGUUAUGGGCGACGCUAUUUUGCCCUAUGUCAUCUUCCUCAUUGUCCCUGUUCUUGGUCGCAUGAGUGAUUCGGACAACGAAAUCCGUCUUAUCGCAACAACAUCAUUUGCUACUUUGGUGAAGCUGGUUCCCCUUGAAGCUGGUAUUCCUGAUCCACCUGGCCUAUCUCAGGAGUUGCUCAAAGGCCGUGACCGAGAGCGCACGUUUAUUGCUCAGCUACUUGAUCCGAAGAAGGUCGAGCCGUUCAAGAUCCCGGUGGCUAUCAAGGCCGAACUUCGAUCGUACCAACAGGACGGUGUUAACUGGUUGCACUUCCUGAACAAGUACCACCUACACGGUAUUCUUUGUGACGACAUGGGCCUUGGUAAGACUCUACAAACUCUCUGUAUCGUUGCAAGUGACCACCAUCAACGCCAGGAAGAGUAUGCGAAGACGCAAGCUGAUGAUGUUCGCCCUCUGCCAUCACUGAUUGUCUGCCCACCUACACUCUCUGGUCAUUGGCAGCAAGAGAUCAAGACAUACGCUCCAUUUUUGUCUGUUACCGCUUACGUUGGACCUCCCAAUGAGAGAAAAACAAUGGUGGACCGUCUCGGAAAGAGCGACGUGGUCAUCACAUCUUACGAUGUCUGCAGAAAUGACACGGCCGUAUUAGAGAAGCACAGCUGGAACUACAUCGUGCUCGACGAAGGUCACUUAAUCAAGAACCCGAAGGCCAAGAUUUCGCAGGCGGUGAAGCGCUUUGCCAGCAAUCAUCGCCUUAUCCUUACGGGAACACCUAUCCAAAACAAUGUUUUGGAACUUUGGUCAUUGUUUGAUUUCCUGAUGCCUGGAUUCCUUGGUACAGAAAAGGUAUUUUUGGAUCGAUUUGCCAAACCUAUUGCAGCCAGCCGAUACAGCAAGGCUUCCUCUAAAGAACAAGAAGCUGGCGCUCUUGCUAUCGAAGCACUGCAUAAGCAGGUCCUUCCCUUUCUACUCCGACGAUUGAAAGAAGAGGUGCUCAACGAUUUGCCUCCCAAGAUUCUGCAGAAUUACUACUGUGAUUGCAGUGAUCUGCAAAAGAAGCUGUUUGAAGACUUCCAGAAGAAACAGGGCAAGAAGAUUCAAGAUGAAGCUGGUCGUGAUGAUAAGGAGUCCAAGCAACAUAUCUUCCAGGCACUACAGUAUAUGCGAAAGCUCUGCAACUCACCCGCGAUGGUGAUGAAGCCCGGAACCCCUGUCUACGACGAAACCCAGAAGAUUCUUCAGAAGCGUGGAACGUCGAUAGAGGAUAUUGUACACGCGCCAAAAUUGACUGCAUUGAAGGAUUUGCUGGUAGACUGUGGUAUCGGCACAGACGAUGGGGACAGUAAUGAUCCCCUCUACCAACCUAUCAAACCGCACAGAGCUCUCAUCUUCUGUCAAAUGAAGGAGAUGUUGGAUAUGGUUCAAAACAAGGUGCUUAAGGAGAUGCUUCCUUCAGUAUCGCAUUUGCGCUUGGAUGGCUCCGUCGAAGCAAACAAGCGACAAGAUAUUGUCAACAAGUUCAACAGCGAUCCAUCGUACGACGUCCUUCUCCUUACGACCAGCGUUGGUGGUUUAGGUCUGAACCUUACUGGUGCAGACACGGUUAUCUUUGUUGAACAUGACUGGAAUCCCCAAAAGGAUCUUCAGGCCAUGGAUCGAGCUCACAGAAUUGGCCAGAAGAAGGUUGUCAACGUUUACCGCCUUAUCACUCGAGGUACUCUUGAGGAAAAGAUUAUGAGCUUGCAACGUUUCAAGAUUGACGUGGCUUCGACGGUUGUCAAUCAGCAAAACGCUGGGUUAUCAACCAUGGAUACGGACCAAAUCCUGGAUCUGUUCAACAUUGGCGAUACUGGACCAGGUCUUAUAUCUGACAAGCCACAGAAUGGCGUGGAUGGCAGAGAAGAGGAUAUGGUUGACUUGGAGACGGGCGAUGUCCUGCGACAACCCGGCAAGAAGACUUGGUUGGAUGAUUUGGAGGAACUUUGGGACAAUAAGCAGUAUGAGGAAAGCUUCGACCUUGACGACUUUAUGAAAACAAUGUCGUAGAAGCCAGCACUACUGGCAACACGACAAGCAACUUGUACGAGUAUUAUAGUGGAAUUAUCGGGCACGCGGAAUUAGGAAAAGCAGCCAUGGCAGCGUUUUGUUUUGGGGUCAGAUGUAGCUUCUGGCCUCUAUGUAUAUUUACUUCAAUCCAGGUAGCUGCGGUUGAUUUUGGAAGCGGUCUCUUUUUGUAUUCUUCUUUUUCUCGAUCUUUAGCUUCUACUUCCUAGGCCAUGCUGCGUUGGGGUCUUGCAAUACUAAAGUUUCUCAAGUUAUAUGUGCUCUUGUUCUCAAACAUGGGCCGAAUUCAUGUCCUAACAUCAGUGCAAUUUGCCGUUUGUGUGGUGCUGCUGGUGGCCAGUGUCGCGAUGUUUCUAGAAUGCACGACAAACAUCCGCCUGGGUGGCGCUGGCUACCGUUUUUAGCGCGGGCAGCAGCAGUAAGCUCCCUCUCUUUGGGGUGGAUGGAGGGGCAAACAAAAGAGGCGGG
This is a messenger RNA of [Torrubiella] hemipterigena, 6644 nucleotides long. NCBI's taxonomy places the organism in Eukaryota, Fungi, Ascomycota, Sordariomycetes, Hypocreales, Clavicipitaceae. The record is from the annotation of a GenBank genome assembly.